AUGGCUAGCGAUGAGGAAGCGAUCCCCGGGGAGGAAGGCGAUCCUCCCAGCGAGGACCUCUACACGAAGAGAAAGAAAAAAAAAGAACGAAACGAAAGCGUUUACUUUGAUAAGGUACGGAAGAGCGAAUACAUCUGUGUGGAAAUCCCAGGGAGAAUCAAAAAAGGCAGCAGAGGAUUGUCAGCCGUUGAAAGCUUAGGGGGGAUUAAAAAAAUAACAGAAUUAUUUCAUCUCCAGAAUAAUGGACACAGUCAUGAAGAAAAUUUAAUCUUAAGAGUUAACAACAAUGACAUGUUUUCUUCCUUCGUGUCAGCCAAUUCAGCAAAAGUGAACAAUGUAUUAAUUAAAAUUAAAAGGACCAGGAAGAACAUAUACAAAUUUGAAUUCCUGGGGUUUGUUCGAUACAUGUACUACUUUGAUAACAUGAUCGACUUUUACUAUAUCCCCACGUUUUAUAACAGGCGCGAUUACAGCACUAAUUAUAUACAUUACUUAACGAGGGGGGGCCAAGAGAGGGGAAAAAAAAAAAAAAAAAAAAAAAAUCAGCAGAAGAAGAAGCGGCGGAAGAAGAGGUGGACAAAGAGGAAGGAAGAUCGCGUGACGCAUUUAACCAUUUGGAAAAUACCUUUACACAUGGAAGGGGUCAAAACUUCUUCCAGACCACGCUUCCUCCAAGUGGACAACUGCUGGCCGAUAGAGCGAUAG
This is a messenger RNA of Plasmodium fragile, 705 nucleotides long. RefSeq lists its product as uncharacterized. NCBI's taxonomy places the organism in Eukaryota, Apicomplexa, Aconoidasida, Haemosporida, Plasmodiidae. The transcript has 2 exons. The record is from RefSeq and is a predicted model, not a curated record. Gene Ontology annotation, cellular component: transcription factor TFIIIC complex. Gene Ontology annotation, biological process: transcription initiation at RNA polymerase III promoter. The coding region runs from base 1 to 705 and encodes 234 amino acids.